Armigeres subalbatus is the source of this 1087-nucleotide messenger RNA. RefSeq lists its product as uncharacterized. NCBI's taxonomy places the organism in Eukaryota, Metazoa, Arthropoda, Insecta, Diptera, Culicidae. The record is from RefSeq and is a predicted model, not a curated record. The coding region runs from base 200 to 646 and encodes 148 amino acids. The transcript has 2 exons.
CACUCAGGAUUGCUGUCAACAUGUCAACCAACAAAAACAAAAUCCUUCUGUAGUCAUUUGGAUAUUGCAAUUUCGAUUAGACGCAGUUUUUUUUAUUCAACAAAACCUCGAAAUUUGAUUUAUUGAUUGAAGUUUUUAAUUAAAACCCAAUUCGUUUCUAUUUAAUUCGAAUAUCUAAAUUUGCUCAGCUAGCUGCGGAAUGUCUGCUGUUAUUGAUCCAAGGAAACGUUCCCGCGAGGAGGAUGUUAAUGAAUUUAUGCCUCUGUCUAAGCGGAUAAACAAUCUACACCUGAAUAAUAACGGAGGGGUUGGAUUUCCUGGAACGGAACAGCAUCACCCAGCUAUCGUGGGUAUGCACAUGCCCAUCCUCGAGGGCCACCAGGCCAAUUUUCCCCAGUGCAGCACCGCGAGCAGCAGUUCCGGAGGAAGUACCUGCCAUUCUAUACCGUCGGGUGGAAGCUCGCCAAGCAAUGGUGGCACCCGGUCGCUGCCAUCCAUCCAUUCAGGACAAGAAACGUUGAUCGUCAAUGGAGAAACUCUGGGCGACUAUUGUCCGGAUCUAAACGAACAUGAAAAUCCUCAUUACUUCAAUCGGAAUAAAGUGCUGUACGACUUGUACGUGGAACGGAUGCGACGGGAACAGUGAAUUUGUUUCAGGAAUAUUUUAAUAUUUGGAGCAGCAUUUUUUCGUUUCCUAAUAUUCCGUCCCUUUGCUAUGAUAGCAAGGGUGACUCAAUUAAGAAUUUCAAACUGUAAACCUAUACCAAACUGUUUGGAAAUGCUGGGACUUGGGCCCGAUGCCCAUGUAGCGUUUUUUCAACGCUGCGUGCACGUGGUAUUGAAAAGACGCUCCGUGGACAUCGGGCCUUGUAGAGCAGAUAUGGUCUCGAAUAUGUCUCGUCGCAGUGAAGAAAAAUGGUUUACUAUUAUACGCUACGUUUAUGUAGGAUUAUGGAAGCUGUAAAAUUAUGCAGUGUUCAGUUGCACCGGAGUUGAUUUCCGACAAAAUUACUGCUAUCUUUAUAUUGGCAAAUAGUUAUUAACAUAUUGACACUAUAUUUAUUAUAAUGGACUGAAUAAAACGAAA